Molecule: messenger RNA, 1122 nt
Organism: Hypoxylon fragiforme
Lineage: Eukaryota; Fungi; Ascomycota; Sordariomycetes; Xylariales; Hypoxylaceae
Exons: 3
Coding region: 1-1122 (373 amino acids)
Molecular function (GO): oxidoreductase activity
Source: RefSeq, a predicted model, not a curated record
AUGACAACCCAGAACCUCGCCGGCGAGGCAUACCCAGCUCAUCAGCCAAGCAAUGUUGUUGCGAUGCCGCUCCCCCAUUUCCCCGUGUCAGCAGAGAUCCCCCAAACGAGCGACGUGCUGAUCAUCGGCGCCGGCAUCGCCGGUCUCGCCGCCGCGCUCGCACUCGCGCGCUAUAACCACCGGGUCCUCGUCCUAUCCAACAACAAGCACCCGGGCCAGGGGCCAUACAGCGUGGUGCGCGCCUUUGCGGGCGGAGAGGACCAGGAGCCCCGGGCCAUCCGCCAGACGAUGAUCGACCACAUUCACGAGAAGUAUCCGGAUAACGUCCGGUUUGUCCACGCCGAGGUAACCACGAUCCGUAACCUUGACAGUAACCCCUGUGGCGGUCGCUCCAGUUUCGAGGUGCGCGACAGCACCAAUGGCAUGUACUGUGCUCGUAAGAUUAUCUUGGCUCUUGGCAUCACGUACACCAUGCCCGCCAGUCUGCCGGGCUACGAUGCGUUGUGGGGUACUAGCAUUUUCCACAACCUCCUCUUCAACGGCCACGAGCACCGCGGCGUGUUCCGCGCCGGCAUCCUCGCCACGGGUCCGUACGUGAGCGGCGCAGCCGGCGUAUCGCGCGUGAUGACGCUUGCGCGGCAGGCCGGCCGUUUCGCGCGCGUCGUCACCGUCUACACCAACGGCGACUACACGCUCGGCACACACAUCCUGCGCGAGUUCCGCAACAUCGGCAGUCCGCUCAAUCUCAUGUUCGAGAACAGCCCCAUCAAGAGUCUGACCCCCGCCCCGGCUUCUGCCGAAACCAGUGGUGCCGUGGUUGUCACGUUGGAGCUUGGAAAGCCCCUCGAAGAAGGGUUUUUGGUCCAUAUGCCCAGCUUCACCGUGAACGGCAGCGACCUCGCGACGCAGCUGGACCUCGAGCGGGACUCCGCCGGCGCCAUCGUGACGCGCCUGAACUUCAGCACCAGCGUCCCGGGCGUCUUCGCCGCCGGCGACUGCGCCAACGUCUCCGUCCGCACGUACAGCGUCGCCAACAUGUCGGCCAACGCCGCCGCCUACGGUGCCGCCAUUAGCCUCCUAGAGGAGGACGGCGGCCUGAAGUGGGCUGACGCUGGUCAGUGA